Messenger RNA from Diaporthe citri, 324 nucleotides. RefSeq lists its product as uncharacterized. The transcript has 2 exons. Bases 1 to 324 code for a protein of 107 amino acids. Lineage: Eukaryota; Fungi; Ascomycota; Sordariomycetes; Diaporthales; Diaporthaceae. The record is from RefSeq and is a predicted model, not a curated record.
AUGAAGCUCACUGCCUAUGUCCUCCCCUUACUGGCUUUGGGAGCCUAUGCUGCUCCUGCCGCCGUCGACGGUAGUGGAGCCUCCGCUAUCGAGGCUCGUGGGCCGGCGAACGCCCGUCCCCCUCCCCCUCCGCCGGCCCCGGCGCAGGGCGGUGCUGCUCCACCCCCACGGGCAGCAGAGGAUGGUGAUAUUGCAGCGCGGGACCCUCAAGGGCGUCCUCCGCCCCGAGGGGGUAACCGGGCCGGCAACGGGGCGGGCAACGGGGCGGGCCGCCCUCCACCGCCGCCACCCAACCGUCGUGAUGAGUUCGAGGAGCUUGAGUGA